UGCUGACUUUAAUCUUGCAUUAUUAAGCUGUGGUCUAGAAUGAUUUUUUUUCAGGGUGGUUCAUUUCCUUUUACCUAGAAAUCAGCUAUCAAAAAAUCUCUUCUCAAGGCCAUUACAGGUCCAGUGUGCCAUUUAGAUAGUUGGCAUCUUCUAGUGUCAAUGCCGAGUGGAAAAGUGGUGGAUCCACCCCAUUCCCUGAAACCUACAGAGGAGUGUUCUCUUGAUCAGGGUUUAACAAUUGAGGGGGAGUUGCCUGAGAAAGUGAACUGCUACGAGGGAGUGUUUUAUAAUUACUUCAGCAUAGGAAUGGAUGCUCGGGUUGCCUAUGGCUUCCAUCACCUACGCAAUGAAAAACCUAACCUUGCACAAGGUCCUCUUUCAAACAAGGUUUGACCUAAUCUUCAUAUUUCUUUAUAUAUGAAUUUGUAUAUGUUAAUUUCCUUGGAAAUACACCAUUAACUGGACUCUUAGUAGGAUUGAUUGGAGCUUAGUUCUUAACAAGGGGCAUAAUAGAAAAGCUGAAAAAAUAAAGAAUAGAAUUCUUUGAUUGUAUUUGUAUUUCGGGACAAACCAAAUUGGAAACCUUGACAAUAUGGUGGUUAGAGGGAGUAUUAAAUUAGGAUGAUGGUGGGAAAAGCGAUAUAUCAUUUUCGUAUGUUGCUAAAGCUCUGUUCUCAACACAUUGGUACCAUACUGUAAAAUUGCUGGUACAAAACUGUUAUUUUUAAAUUGCAAAAAAUUGAAAAA
This is a messenger RNA of Populus trichocarpa (black cottonwood), 747 nucleotides long. Its product is annotated as diacylglycerol kinase 4-like. Gene Ontology annotation, molecular function: ATP-dependent diacylglycerol kinase activity. Bases 160 to 393 code for a protein of 77 amino acids. The record is from RefSeq and is a predicted model, not a curated record. The transcript has 4 exons. NCBI's taxonomy places the organism in Eukaryota, Viridiplantae, Streptophyta, Magnoliopsida, Malpighiales, Salicaceae.